Molecule: messenger RNA, 1031 nt
Organism: Daphnia magna
Lineage: Eukaryota; Metazoa; Arthropoda; Branchiopoda; Diplostraca; Daphniidae
Product: zinc finger protein 511
Exons: 4
Coding region: 192-908 (238 amino acids)
Source: RefSeq, a predicted model, not a curated record
UCUGUGACUGCUUCUCCUAAAACGUGCUAUGACGUCAAUUUGCAGUGCACAAUGCGCACCAUCGUUCGUCAUUUAUUUCCUUUUGUUUACGUGCUGUUUGGCGGCCAACUACGUCAAAACUAAGACUGCUUUUAUAGUAUUUCCUAAUAAUCGAAGAUAUUCAUAAUAUUUUGAUUUAGAUCACAGUUAAAAUGUCCUCCGAAAAAGCUGUUUCCCAGGUAAGUGAUAUGUGCUGGUUGAAACUCGAAAAGUUCGCUGUUCAGAGAAGAUUUAUCGAUGAUGAUUACUACAAACCUGGAAACAAGUUGUGUCAAAGUGUUCUGGGUAAAAAGUCAGUAGUCAUAUUUGACAAUGAAGAUUUUCUUCAUCAACAAACAGAAAAGUUUAGGUGUCAUAUUCCUGCAUGUAUGAAAGUUUUUGAAACACUUAUCAGUUUUGAAGAUCACUAUAACACUCAUCAUCGGUAUGUUUGUGAAACAUGCCACAAACGUCUUCCAUCCCCCCAUCUUUUGGAUUUACACAUAUCUGAAACACAUGAUUCCUACUUUGCAGCCCUGGCAGAAAGAAAACCCAUGUUCCAGUGCUUUGUUGAAAGUUGCAAUCUAAGAUUUUCAAACAAGAAGGAAAGACGCUCACAUUGCAUUGAAGUACAUAAGUUUCCUCCUGAUUUCCGCUAUGAUUCUUCAAAAAAUGGAGAAAAGAAAAAGAAAAUAGUUCAAACAGAUUCUGCAGCAAAUACGUCGAAGCCAGGAAGAAUGUUGGGAUUCGGACAUACAUCGAACAGGGGUUUCUUUAGGAAUAGAGGUCGUGGAGGAAUUCAUCGGAGUGAUAGAAAACCGCGGAGUACAAGUGAAGAGGGAGAGGUGUCGAUGGCGGAUUUGGAAGAUGCGUUGCCAUCUAUGGAAUAACCAUUGGCAGCUGAAACGGUGAAUAAAAAUGUAGGUCUGGACAAAAUAGGCCUGGUGUAUUCACAGCAACCUUUGGCAUCCUGCCUCGCAACUCAAACAAAUAUACGAUGUUCGAAUACUUCA